AUGUCGGUGACAGUCUGCGCACCAUCGCCACCCGGUCCAGUCAGCCAGCGGAGGAAUCUGGCCGGCAAAAGGACAAAUUCACUGGGAUGGGCCAAGACCGAUUGUCACACUUGUGCCGAAAAGCAACGCAUCUGCGAUCGUCGUCGCCCCAAAUGCAGCGCUUGUCUCGAAGACGGUGGGAUAUGCGGCGGCUAUAUCCAAGCGUUGAAUUGGGAGCGAGGGACUCUUCGACUGGGCACAUCGAAAUUUAAAUCAGCCGCUCAGAGAAAGUCCUCGCCCGAAGAAACUUCGCCGACCCCGUCACAGUCCCAGUCUCAGCCGCCAUUGCCCCAGCCAUCGGCAUUCGUCUUUGUCGACCAGACACAGUCGUCAGAGAAGCCGAGGAAGAAGGCGCGCAAGAAUUCAAAGUCAAGCAUGUCGAUCGCGACCCCGCUGGACCGGUCUGCGCGCUCGUCCGUGUCAUCGACGUGGAACUCUGUCGGUCCGGCGUCCCCUUCGACACCUUGGUCUCUGACAAAAAGCACGACGCCGCUCUCGACGACAUACGAAUCGCACUCCGACGCCGUCCUGUCCUUGUCUCCUCGAGUGUCACGGCCACCGGUGGAGGACGCGUUGGCCUUUUUCCACUCCCGCUUUUCCAAAACCACACUCACCUGGGACGUGCCCGUCAACCCGUGGCAAGCGGCGCUUCCUCAGAUUCACGACGGUGUGCCCUGCGUGCUCUACGCGGCAAUCGCACUCGCCCAACGGCAACAGGCACAUUUAUGCAACAGAGCCGAGGGCCUCGGCGUACUCAAUCUCAAGGCGAAAGCGCUGUCGGUUUUCGCGACUCACCUCAACGACCUCUCCUUCGAAUCGGCCAUCUCGACGACCCUGUUACUGAUAGCCUUGGACUAUGCCGAGUCCGGGGUGUCCAACUGGACGAUCCACCUCCGCGGGGCUCUCAACGUCCUGGAGUCCAGCGGCGGCAUACGGGUGGCCGAGUCACGACAGAACCUCCGAAGCCAGAUCGCGAUGCUACUGUGGUACGACGUCACCGCGGCCAUGCUGUCGCGUUGUCCGCCAAUAUUCCCCCGGCGGUACCUCGAGUCGUUGAUGUCGUGGCAGCGCGAGACGGAAUGGAGCAUGCUCGGACUCAACGGGCUCCCGGACGGGAUGUUUCUCGACAUGUACGACCUGGCCAUUGCGGCGGCGCACCCCGACGCCAUCUCGGCCGAGGCCAUCACGGCAUUCGAAGUGAGGAUACUAGGGGCGUUCCCUGGAGACCGGGAAAACAGACUGCUCGACGCCAUGUCACGGGUCUGGAAGCUGGGGUUGUUGCUGUACUGUCAGCGGGUGUUGGUUCCUUUUGUCCGUGACGGUGUCGAUUUACCCACGACACGGUCGACGACGGUCGAUCCAGAGUCACCAUCACCUCCCGCCGCUGUGAUGGCGUUUGGUAUCGGAGGAUCUCGGCAGAGCCCACGACAACUCGCCCUCGAGAUUUUGGGGAUUGUCGCCGAUUUACCUCCAGACAGCAACUUUCAGAAACAAUGUUUGCUCCCGAUCAUACUGGCCUCGGUCGAAGUGCCCAACCCGUAUCUACCGUACCGCCGAGUCGCCAUCGAUUAUUGUGUACGGUGGAAGGAGAGGACGGGCAUGUGGAUCUUCGACUCGGCUUUGGAGUUCAUGAGUGGCGUAUGGUCGAGGAAUGAUACGACCAAGAAGGAGAAGAUGAUGCCAGAUGGAAGUGCCGGUGGUGGUGACGAUGUUGAUGAUCAUGACGACGAUGACAUCCGAAACAUUGUUAUGGGUGAGCAUGAAGCAGUUAUAAACGUGCCGUGGACCGAUGUAUACCCAAGGGGACUUGAGUAUGGUUUCUUAUUCGGUUGACGUUGUUGUUUCUUGUGUCCAUGGGAGUAGUUA
This is a messenger RNA of Exophiala oligosperma, 1905 nucleotides long. RefSeq lists its product as uncharacterized. The transcript has a single exon. The record is from RefSeq and is a predicted model, not a curated record. Gene Ontology annotation, cellular component: nucleus. Gene Ontology annotation, biological process: positive regulation of transcription by RNA polymerase II. Gene Ontology annotation, molecular function: transcription cis-regulatory region binding; DNA-binding transcription factor activity, RNA polymerase II-specific; zinc ion binding. Lineage: Eukaryota; Fungi; Ascomycota; Eurotiomycetes; Chaetothyriales; Herpotrichiellaceae. Bases 1 to 1872 code for a protein of 623 amino acids.